AUGAAAGAGCAGGGAAGAAUGGCAGAAGCAAAGUAUUGGAAGUGGCUGUUGGCGGACGACACGGGAGUAACCGAGCUCGCACACCUUCUGAUCGCGACGUGUGGCCUUUCAAGCACAGAACAAGAAGAGCUCGCAUGGAGUUUGCUCGCCAUCAUCGGCUCACUCAAGUCAAGUGUCGCACGCAGGAGCGUACUCUAUGGCACUCUCUGGCGCCAGUGCCCGAUGGAAUUGCAAAUGCCGCGGCAUGGAAAUGCAGUUGCCUACAGUAUCUCAGCGUCGUCCGCGGGUGUGGAGGUCGAUCAUGAAAAUCUGCACGUCAAAGGCAGCGGAGGCGGGCAGCAUGUCGAAUGGGCCUUCUUGGAGUCGCUGCUCGUACAGCUGGACUCGUGCUGGUUCGGGGCGUCGCAUGGUGAAGGAAAUGGGCUCGUGGAGCGGCAUUUGAAUCUCUGUUCGCUGUCCCUGCACAUGGCCAGUCUAAAGGCUUCGACCACGGGCUUCAAACUUCGGUCCAAGUCGACGGCCGCUGUCAAUCCUGGCCCAGGCGUUUCGCCAGGCGGAGGAGAUGCACAAGCCUGUGUCGCAGAUGUCCAGCGGCAAGGGGAGGCAUUUCACACAUGCAUACUACAUGGGCCGUCAGCGCUCUAUCAGGUAUGUAUUGCGCAAGAACGAGUGGACGAGAGCGUCGCGUACCGUAUCGCUCGCCAAGCGAAGAGGGAGAUGCUUCUCAUUAUUAUUACAACCAGCCCAGCGCAGCGGAAAGUUCGCACCGAACUCAGAAGCUUCAAGCGUCCACGGAACCAAUGA
This is a messenger RNA of Pseudocercospora fijiensis CIRAD86, 804 nucleotides long. RefSeq lists its product as uncharacterized. Lineage: Eukaryota; Fungi; Ascomycota; Dothideomycetes; Mycosphaerellales; Mycosphaerellaceae. Bases 1 to 804 code for a protein of 267 amino acids. The transcript is spliced from 9 exons. The record is from RefSeq and is a predicted model, not a curated record.